Molecule: messenger RNA, 555 nt
Organism: Trichomonas vaginalis G3
Lineage: Eukaryota; Parabasalia; Trichomonadida; Trichomonadidae
Exons: 1
Coding region: 1-555 (184 amino acids)
Source: RefSeq, a predicted model, not a curated record
AUGUUUUUGAGUUUGAUUACAGCAGCAAAUGCUAAAUGCGACAUAAAAAUCACAAAUUAUAGAGGUGAUAUCAUUGCAGAAGAAAAUUACACUACAAAUACUCAAUCUUUUAAAAUAAAUUCUACAAAUUGCAAGAAUCUUGCUAUUACUCCAGAAAGAGAUGUUUUGUAUGGCAUUUAUGACAUUGGAGAAUACACAAUUACAGCUUCGGGUACAAAUCCUGAUGAUGAGAACGUUACAAUCAAAAUUAAUAUAAAUGAAGUUCCAAAAGAGAAACGAAACUAUUACUAUAUUAUUAACCAUUGUGGAAUAUUCCCAAUGAUCACUUCCUUCUUUUAUUUAAUAUUCAAUUUAACAAGAGAUAUCAAUAUGGAGCUCCAGAUUAACAGAUAUCAAACUUUUAAUUUCACCAAGAUAACAGAAGAUUAUCCUAAUACAAUUUAUUAUUCAUCUCCUGGUGAUUCAUUACAUACUUACGAUUUAAUUAGAAAUAUCUCUCGUGAUGAUCCAAAUUCAUACUUCCAUGUUAGAGUAGAUGAUAUAAGAGUUGGCUAA